This is a messenger RNA of Brettanomyces nanus, 5016 nucleotides long. RefSeq lists its product as uncharacterized. Lineage: Eukaryota; Fungi; Ascomycota; Pichiomycetes; Pichiales; Pichiaceae. Bases 1 to 5016 code for a protein of 1671 amino acids. Gene Ontology annotation, cellular component: mitotic spindle; mitotic spindle pole body; nucleus. Gene Ontology annotation, molecular function: cysteine-type endopeptidase activity. The transcript has a single exon. Gene Ontology annotation, biological process: meiotic chromosome separation; proteolysis. The record is from RefSeq and is a predicted model, not a curated record.
AUGGAUUGUUUAGAUAACUGGACUGCUAUUGAAAAUAGGCUACUCAAUUAUUUAAAGGACCCGCAGAGCUGCGAUCACGGGGAAGCCCUUAAAUAUGUCACUUCAGUUCUUGACAGUUUGAAUCAAUGCAUCCUUCAUAAGGCUGCCAAUUUUGACGCUGAGCUCUAUAAGAGAUCCAAACUUUGUAUUAGAGUUCUGGAUAUAUUCGAUAACAAGGAAAUACUGAUAAUAAAUGCAUGGCUAGUACUUAUAGAGUCUCUUCUGCACUAUCGUGAAUGCACACCUCUUGCAGUGACAGAUCUAUGGUGGACAUUCGGUCUAUUUUCAUCGAUACUGCCCUAUGAUGAUACCAACUUUACCGAAGCUCCAAAUUGGAGAACAAUGUUUGAAGGUUUUAGAUACAAGAAGAAUGUCUAUUCUUUGGAGACGGUAUCUCUGAUGACACAAUUCAAUGUUUUGUUGCUCAAGUUGUACAGUAAAUCGGCUCAAGCAAAGUAUGGGGAUCUAAUUUCAAUGAAAGAAAUGAUUGAGCUAACCAAAAAAGGAUCGAAUUUCAGUGCCUGGUUUGAAGGAUUACCAGAAGAUGGGUUUUGUGACAUGUCACGGGAGCUUUCAUUGAUAUGUCAGAAAUUGGUGUCCCAUUCACCCUGUGAUUAUUCAGUAAGACUAUUGCUACUUUUGAGAUGUCUUUCAUACGAUGCUCAAUGUGAGACUAUUGACUCCGAUCUUCUCACACUGAUCAGAUCUGCUCUUAAUAAGACCAAUCGGCCUUUAUUGAAUUCUACCAGGCAAAUGUUCAAAGAGAUAUUGAGCACUUAUAAGUCUAAAAAUAUAGACACGACUCAAUUGAGACAGGUUUCCAUGAUUUAUGAUGAAACCCAUUCAUUAGAUCAAGAAAUUGAUAGCGAUUCAAGUACUAGUUCUUCUGCAUUAACAGAGCUAUUGGAUGGGAUGGAGAUUGUUCAGUUCUCCAAGUUUUCGAGAAUGCUAGCCACUUGCAGUGAUUGGUCCCUAUUAGAUUCUUUAUCGUUUGGGAAAGGGCUCUAUAAUGCCAUCAAAGAAGCUAAUUUUACCGAUCCAGAUUCUCAAUACAUGAUCUGCUCAACACUUUCGUUUAUAAGACGUGCUGGGGAUGUCAGGAUCGGUAGGAUCGUUCAUAUCCUUGAUUAUAUCAUCAUCAAAAUCAAGAAUAUGCAAGUGUGUGAUCAUUCAGUUUUCGUUAACUCGGUACUUGAAGAUCUUUUUGAUAUAUUAUCCAUGAAAUCACAGCCAAAGAGAGUGCGAAAUGUGUCCAACUUGUUCUUUCACUUUGGUGGAGAAUUAUUAACCACUGACAAUCAGUCGGCACUACAGUUUUGGAAUAGAUGCGUAGAUAUAGAGUAUCACAUCGUUUUGAACUCGGUGGAUGAAAGUGAAAGGAAGCUUAACUUUACCUCUUUCAAGACUAAAUCGGAAAGAAUAGCCAAUUUGCUUCUUGAGACGUCUGAAUAUCAAAAUGCUGCACAAUUUCUUUCUAAAGUGUUCAGUUAUCCUGAUUGCUCCACCAUUUUUGAAUACGAGACUUGUUUGAUGCAAAAUGACUUUUCCGUUCCCGUGAAGCUAGCCGUUAAGCUGCUUUUGAUGUCUCAAAGUCCAGAGUUACUACUUCUUAUCUCCCAGAAGGAAUCAUAUUUGGUUGCUCUUGCUGAUAGACUAGUUUCAGUAUUAACUUCAACAAAGCAUUAUGCUUGCCAAAAGCUAGUGUCUAAAAUCAUCAUUUUACUAAAGAAUGAACUCCAUGACAAUGGGCUUUUCUUGUAUUUUCUCUCAAGGAUAGCCUUUGUCAUGGAAUUCAAUAUGACUUUUAAAUCAAUGGGAAACCUCGAAUUUGAACCGGAAUCGGACGUUUAUUCUCUCCGAAAAAUUAUCAAGGCUCAUAUUUACAUCUUACAAUCGUUCUCGUCUACGUUUGAUCCAGAUAAGUCUCUUCUCAAUGCCUAUAAUAAUUUGCUUGAGUUUUGGCGAAGACCUAAUACCACAUCUAUUCUGGAUUAUGAGAUAGACGUCAUUGUGUCGGCCGCAGAGGUAUUUGAAUAUCAUUACUUGUUCUGUCCUGCGGCAAGUUUUCUUGAACCAUAUGUCAAAACACAACUUGUUAAUCUUCCUAGCAGACAGCAGCGUCGUGUCGCGCUAGAGCUUGCCAAGUGUUACUUUUACCUGCACCAGCCAGCACAUUUCUGCUCGUUGAAUGAUAUUUUUAUUGGACAAGAUGACGUUGCAUCGAUGUCAUACAGAUUGUUGAAGUUGUGGAUAAAUCUACGGCUUGGAAAUUCGCCAAAACAGCUUGAAGAUCAAUACAAUAUUCUUUUGUCACGGCUUUCUGAAGAUACCUUCUCCAUCUCAAAGGAAAGGAAUAGGUACGCGGUAAUUGACAAGCUUUUCUUACUAUCUCAGGUAUCCAAUGAGUACUCAUUGCUGUGUGCAAGCAAUAGCCAGUAUGUCUGUUCUGUGAUAUCCUCAAAGCGUGCAAUUCGAAUUCUACAGUCCAUUCUGAAGAAUUUCAUGUUGCAAUCUAACAGCUCUUCCUUUGGUCUUAACUUGAGCUCUAAGGUGUUGCUCAAGUACCGCUUUUCCAAAUCAAUGAUAGAAUGUUACGAAACAUUGCUUGAAAAUCUCCAUCAAUCGGGAUUGGGUAAAGAAUUUGAUUAUUUCACUAAAGAGUUCUGGACUUUUGUCAAUUCACAACCAUCCCUGUAUGUAAAAUCACGCUGUUUGUUCCAAUUUGCCAUCUACUACUCUUAUCAAAAUCGUCUCGUUGAAGCAAAAAGGUGUUUGGAUCUUGCUACCUCGCAAUAUAUACAUCUUGGGAUAAUGGACAAACUCUUGGGACUAACCAAACUCCUGGCCAACGAAAUCUACUAUGAGAAGUUGGGUGACAGCCAGACAUUUUUAGGCUUUGUUCACCAGUAUGAUCAUUGCAUAAAGCAAUUGCUUGGAGCAGUUCCCAUGCAGAGUUCUAAGACAAAAUUCUCCAACGCUGAGAUCCUUCGGUCUUAUGAUUAUAGCAAUGAUACCGACAUGCUAACGAAGAACUGGAUGAGUAUUCAAUUAACGAGGUCACUGUCACCGUAUUGGCAGCAUACAGAAUCGCCAUUUCCCUCUUCAGACAAACUCUUUGCUGCCAGAGUUCAGUUCAAUGAGCGUUGUACCUACUCAAGCGCUUAUUCCACCCUUCAGAUCCUCAAUGACUCGGUUAUUUCCUUUCCUUCUUCUUGCUCUGUAAAGAAUAUGGGGACGGAGGUAUCCACAGUUUCUAAUUCUGCUGAAGUGUUUUCAGCUGCUUGUUCAGAUUUGCGGGCAUCGAGUUCUGUUGAGUUUAAAGAUAGUCUGUUACGACUAGCGCUAUCUAUUAUUACUAUGAUUCCGUGUUCUAGUGUUGACAGCGCUAAAAAAUGGAUUAGCCGCUGGAAGGACUAUGCCAACAGUUACAAUAGUCGCCAAUUUGCAAUUGAGAGGUGUCUAUCAAAGACAAUUGAAGAUCCAAAAGUCUUCUUAUCGCCACACUUCAGUUUUGAAGUUUCAGAAGUUGACUCUCUUACUUGUCAACAGUUGACAAAUAUUAUUCCUGAUGACUGGAUGGUAAUUGAGCUCGAAUGCAUGCCCCUGGAAAGUGGACUGACCGUUACUCGAAUUAAAUCGCAGGAUUCAAAUCCAUUGGUUGUGAGGCUACCAUUUGGGUGGCAAAGGGGAGGUGACAUUCAUGAACGGUUCACUGUUACCGAUGCGAUUCAAGCAUUUGAGGAGAUUAUUAAGAAAAGUGAUGAGACUACCGCGUAUGAAGUCACCUCUAGAAUACGCACCAAGGAGGACAAGGCUGAAUGGUGGUCAAUUCGAAAGGGUCUCGAUAAGGGUCUUGGUCGGCUAUUGAGGAAGAUGGAAUCAUGUUGGUUUGGUGGGUUUGGGUCUUUAUUUGGAUCCAUGCUGUUUACUGAACGGGUUGUGAAGGAUUUUAAAAAUACCCUCGUCGAAGCAAUUGUAUUUCGUUUGCCAAAGGGUACCUCAAGCAAAGUUGUGGAUCGAUUGAAUGGGUUAGAAACAUGGAUUUUUGAAAUGUUUCUUCAACUUCAAGAAAACCCUGAUGACCAGGAUUCGUUAACUGAAGAUCUUGUUUACUUUGUCUUGGACACUAUUUCUGGUUAUGGUGAAGACAUUGCCUAUGAUGAAGUAGACGUCAAUAAACUUUGUCAAGAGAUUGGGCAAUAUCAAUUAGGAGUUCCAUCUUGUGGUGACAGUAUUCAUCAUAUCAUAUUGGUAGCGUCUGGAGAAUGCGUCAAGUUGCCCUGGGAGUCGAUACCAUCUCUCCGAAAUAAGUCUGUCUCAAGGAUGCCAAGUUUGGGGAUGAUUACGGAAUAUCUUCAAGAUAAUCAUUCUCUUUUGGAGGAAGGAAUUAAUCCCGGUAAUGGGUACUAUGUGCUCAAUCCUGGAGGAGAUUUAAUGAAGACAGAACAGAGAUUCAAAGAUAAAUUUGAGACGAUGGCUGGAUGGGAAGGAGUUUGCAAUAACAAGCCAACUGAGAAUGAUAUACUGAAAUCCUUUGAGAGGUCAGAUCUAUACUUCUAUGCUGGACAUGGAGGAGGAGAGCAAUACAUUAGAUCAAAGACGAUCAAAUCCUCUUCUAAAAUCCCUCCAUGUUUAUUGAUGGGAUGCUCUUCUGGAUACCUGCAUGUUGAAGGUGACUUUUAUCCCUAUGGAACCGUAUAUCAUUACUUGGCAGGCAAAUGUCCCAUGAUUCUUGCAAAUUUAUGGGAUGUAACGGACAAAGACUUGGAUAAAUUCACAUUAAAUGUGCUUGAAAAAUGGGGUCUUCUUGUUGACUACGAUUCAUUUGCUUCUAUGGAUGAGGAUCCAGAAGUCUUGACGAUUUGUAGAUGUGUGGCUGACAGCAGAGAUGUUUGCAAGUUGAAGUAUUUAAACGGGGCUGCACCAGUGGUCUAUGGGCUUCCAUUGAAGUUGAAGCCUAACGAUACAGAUAUAUAG